Molecule: messenger RNA, 1065 nt
Organism: Bipolaris oryzae ATCC 44560
Lineage: Eukaryota; Fungi; Ascomycota; Dothideomycetes; Pleosporales; Pleosporaceae
Product: glycoside hydrolase family 16 protein
Exons: 2
Coding region: 1-1065 (354 amino acids)
Biological process (GO): carbohydrate metabolic process
Molecular function (GO): hydrolase activity, hydrolyzing O-glycosyl compounds
Source: RefSeq, a predicted model, not a curated record
AUGCUUACCACAGCCACACUUCUGUUGGUCCUCGCCAUACCUGGUUUCCUCUCGAACGUGGCUGCAGAAGAUUGUACUGUAUUUUCCACCAAUGGCUCCACUGCAGCGAUGUACGACUUCUAUCGGUUUUACGACUUUCGUAACUUGAGUGAGAGCCUCAUUGGCAAUGUGGAUACAGUAUCCGACAGUGGCGAAAAGCAAUCGAUAACAGUAGCAUCCCAUGGGCAAUCAAAUAUCAUUGCUGCUUCCCCCUGGAGCGCUGGCUGGGAUGUUCGACAUUGGUUGAGGCCGGCAGCAAGAGAAGACACUAUUGACAUGCACUACACACCAUCCAGUGUAUCAAUAAGCAAGAACAAUGAUGGAUCGAAAGAGUCUUCUACCUACCUUACUCUUCACACGACACGGCUGCACAACGGUACGCAAUUAGCAUCUGAGUUGGACUUUAUCGAGCACAAUGCCACAUAUGCAUCGAUCCGUAUGUCGGCGCGCAUACGUGGUGCAAGUGGUGCAAUUGCCGGCUUCUUUACGUACCACAACGACACCGCCGAGUCGGACAUAGAAAUUCCAACCGGAGGCACUAGCAAUGAAAUACAUUACUCGAAUCAACCGACCACAGAUCCUGAUACAGCAGCACCAAUACAAGACGCAACAUUCAACGUCUCUACGAAAGAUUCUCAACCUACUUCUAUCUGGAACAACUAUCGGUUAGACUGGAUACGCGGGAGAAGCGCAUGGUACGUCAAUGGUAAACAGACUGCUGAGACUCGUGUGAAUGUACCAGAUGCAGAAAGUACGAUCAUACUGAACCUUUGGAGCAAUGGCGGAAACUUCUCUGGACGAAUGGAUAUUGGGAAUGAAGCUUGGUUCGAUAUUCAGUGGGUUGAGCUAUUGUUUAAUACCACUACCACUACUGUGGAUAAAACCAGCAGAACCGUAUGCUCUGUGGAGUCUUCUCUAGGAUCUCCCGUCCCGAGCGUUUCUUAUUCUAUACAUGAGGGGGCUUCAGAACACCUUUGGUGGGCUGUGGGGCUGAUAUCGAUGGUGGCUUUGAUACAGUCUACGUGA